AUGUACAGAGCUGUGUUGAUUCCUCGAUUGCGAUUCAUCGUGAGCUCGUCUUCGUCGUCAAAGUUAUCACCAAUCUUAUCUCGGGGACAGAGACGAAGAGGAAUCGAUAAUUGGGAUGGUUGUUCUUGUUCUCGUAGUUUUACGACAUUGAUUGGUAAUGACUUCAUUCGAUGCCAAGAUGAGUCACCUAAGAAGAUCUUAGAGGUGCAGAUUGUCGAUGCGCUUUGUUCGGGAGAAAGGCCUGGAGCGUCAGCUCUGCUUUUAAAGUUAAUACAAGGAAACAAUUCACUUAGUGUCAAUGAUUUUCAUGGCAUUCUAGAAUAUUGUGCACAAAUACCGGAUCCUGUGUUUGUCAUGGAGACUUACAGUGUAAUGUGUAAGAAGGAAAUCAGUCUGGACAGCAGAUCCUUGUUCUUCAUAGUGCAAGCCCUUUGUAAAGGGGGACACUUGGAUAAGGCGUCAGAGUUCAUUCACGCUCUCGGUGAUAGUAUCUCUUCUGUUUUGCCCGUGUAUAACUAUUUUCUUGGAGCAUGUGCUGAUACGAAAAGUUGGAAUCACGCGAGUAAAUGUUUGGAAUUGAUGGAUCAACGGAGAGUGGGAAAGGAUGAAAUGACAUAUGCAGCACUUCUCAAGCUUGCAGUUUUUCAGCGCAAUCUAUCCUCUGUUUACGAAAUAUUGAGACACUAUGUUGACCACUAUAAUCUGAAUAUACACUCUCUCAGAAGAUUCAUAUGGUCCUUUACGAGGUUGGGGGAUUUGAAAACAGCAUAUGAAUUAUUGCAACACAUGGUAGCUCUAGCUUCAAGGGGAGAGCUCUUUGUUGAAUUCAAUAGGGGAAAAUUGCAUUCCAGGAGACUGGAUAUUCCUAUACCAUCAAGUGGUCAAACAGGGGUAGAGAAAAUUGCCUUUGGAGUAAAUGAUCCCACGGCUUUGCUAAUGGAUGCUCAUGUGAAGAACACUGUGGAGUGCAAAUCAUCUGGUGAACAGAUCAAUGAAAUUGAGUCUUCCAAAGUGGAUUUGGCAGAACGUCUCAACAGAAUCCUCAGGUGGUCGUUCAGUGAUGUGAUGUAUGCAUGUGCAAAAUCUAAAAACUCUGAGCUAGCGGAGCAGCUAAUGCUGCAGAUGCAAAAACUUGGGUUGCAACCAUCAUUGCACACAUAUGAUGGUUUCAUUAGAGCUGUUGCAUUUCCACGUGGGUAUGAUGAAUAUGGCAUGAAACUGUUGAAAGUAAUGCAGCAGCGGAAUAUGAAACCGUAUGAUACAACUCUUGCCUGGGUUUCAGCCUGGUGCAGUAAAGCCCUUCAAGUUGAUUUAGCUGAACAUCUGCUGGAUCAAGUAUCUGAAAGCUCAUACACAUAUGCUUUUAAUAACCUUCUUGCUGCGUGUAACUCCUUGGGUCAACCAGAGCGUGCGAUCCGAGUUUUGGCUAGAAUGAAACAGCUAAAAAUGCGUCCGAAUAUGUGGACAUAUGAACUGCUCUUUUCGUUAUUUGGGAAUGUGAAUGUGCCAUAUGAAAAGGGCGACAUGCUCUCCCAAGUAGACUGUUGUAAAAGGAUUAAUGCUAUAGAAAUGGACAUGUUGAGAAAUGGUUUUCAGCACAGUCCUGUCUCAAGGCAGAAUGUGCUGAGAGCCCUCGGAGCUGAAGGUAUGGUGAAUGAGAUGCUGCAACACCUGCAAAAGGCUGAGAAUAUGUAUCUAGAAACGCCUACAUACAAUAUAGUGCUUUAUUCACUUCUUCAAGCAAAUGAAACCGACAUGGUGAUCAAAAUAUUCAAACGUAUGAAAGCAUGUGGCUACCCUGCAGACCCUGCUACCUACAACAUAAUGAUUGAUUGUUGCCGCUUUAUUCAGUCUUAUGAAUCAGCUUGUGCUAUAGUUUCUAUGAUGAUCCGUGACGGGUUUUCUCCAAAAGCAAUGACAUAUACGUCUCUGAUGAAGAUUUUGUUGAAUGAUGGAAAUGUUGAGGGGGCACUCAAUCUCUUGGACCAAGCUAUAUUGGAAAAGAUACAUCUCGAUCUCUUAGCAUACAACACCAUUUUGCGUAAAGCAUUUGAGAAGGGACUGAUUGAUGUGGUUGAGUACAUAGUGGAGCAAAUGCACCGAAAGAAAAUAAAUCCAGAUCCAACAACAUGCCAUUUUGUUUUCACAUGUUAUGUGGAAAAUGGGUAUCAUACAACAGGAAUAGAAGCAUUGAAUGUUCUAAGCCUAAGAAUGCUCAACGAAGAAUUCAAAGAGAAUCUUCAGGAGAAGAAAAAAGUGCUCGAGGAAAAUUUCGUAAUGAGCGAAGAUCCUGAAAUCGAACCAAAGAUAAUUGAGCUGUUCGGAAACUCUCAGUUGCAUCUAGCAGCUGCACUUUUGAAUCUAAGAUGGUGCUCGAUGCUCGGGGCACAGAUUAUUUGGUCAGAAAACCAAAGCUCAUGGGCCAGAGGACUCUUCAACAAGUAUGGUUAA
Arabis nemorensis is the source of this 2451-nucleotide messenger RNA. NCBI's taxonomy places the organism in Eukaryota, Viridiplantae, Streptophyta, Magnoliopsida, Brassicales, Brassicaceae. The record is from the annotation of a GenBank genome assembly.